AUGCGUUUUGGCGACAACUCACCUAUAGGCUGCCGUAGCAGUGGGGACACGUGCCCUACUAAGGCAAGCUGUGCGAGCUUUGCAAACAAAGAAAAGUACGCCCCCCAAUACCCAAACGUGAAAUGUGAUCGCGGCCGGCCCUCCUGUGGCUGGUGUGGUCGCAACGGCGCGACGUGCGAAUACAGGGAGCGCAAAAAGCCAGGUCUGAGAGCAGGAUACGGAAAGGAAUUGGAGCAGCGGCUUGAUCACCUCGAAGCCAUAUUGGUCUCUCAUUCCAGAUUCCUCGAGACCAUCGGACACGCGCCGCCGGAUGGUAGGGAUCAAAGCCUGCCUGGCGAGCGCAGCACGCCGGGCCAAUCUACGCACCUGUCUAAGCCACAGGAUCAGCUGCAGAGACCACAAACUGAGGCCAACUUGUUCCUGGCGGAGCAAGCCUCGUUUACUCCUCCUAGCUCUGAAAAUGCCCAAUUCAACCUCAGUCAGGUCCCCAUGAUGCACGACGGCUCUCAGCAGCGGCCAAUGUCCACCAUGUCGGCCACAUCACAUCCAAGUUCCGCUGCGCAAGAAUUCUACCAGCAUCCACCGGCAAACGCACCUCACCAUGCGGGCUCCCAAGGGGCAGACCAAGAUCUGCCUCCAUACGACCUCGUUUACUCACUAGUGGACCUGUACUUUAAGAACAUCAACACCUGGUGCCCAUUUCUUCACCGGAAAACUACAUUGGAUAGUCUGUUCGGGCCAUCUGCGCUACAGGAGGCUGACCUUGUCCUGCUUCACGCAAUCGUUGCCACUACCAUGCGAUACUCCACGGACGGGCGACUUACAGAGGAGAGGCGAAGAAACUACCACAAAAUUUCUAAAGAAAAGGUUAUUCUCUACGGCAUGGAGAACUCAUCCGUCAAAUCACUACAAGCCUUGGUCAUUUUAGCGCUAGACUUGUGCGGAAGUAGUAAUGGCCCUCCUGGUUGGAACAUCAUGGCCCUCAUCACGCGCUCUGUGGUGCAGCUCGGACUGGCUGUUGAGACCACAUCAUCCAUGGUUUCACCAGGCUUUACAUCCAUCUACACGCUGAGAGCUAUGGUUCUCCCCAAGUCCAAAUAUUUCAUUGAAGAUGAAUCUCGGCGGCGCUUAUUCUGGAUGAUAUACCUUUUGGAUCGGUACGCUACUAUUGCGACAGCUUUCGAAUUCGCUCUCGAUGACAGGGAAAUCGACAGGAGUCUUCCUUGCCGUGACGAUCUCUGGAUGGCAAACCGCAAAGUCGAAACCCCAUGGUUUACAACAAAAAACUCUCCGGAGGCUGCACGUCGCAAUGAUAAAAGUGCCACCGAGUUCCUCGGCGCCUUUUCAUUUUACAUUGAGGUUCUUGGGAUCCUCUCCAAGAUUCACAAGUUUCUGAAGCAACCCGUAGAUAUCGGAGUCGCUGGGGAUGUCGAACGAUGGCAACUUCGGUAUAAAGAACUAGACAAUAUGCUGACAUCUUGGAAGUAUGGCCUCCCAGCCGAAUUUAGCGACAUGACGAAGAUUUUCCAGCCCGGUAGCCGCAGCUUGAGCUGUACCUGGGUAAUGCUUCACGCAACAUAUCACACAACGGUCAUUCGACUCCAUUCGUCAGCCGCGUAUCCAACGACGAGAUCGCCCAUCUUUACCCCAUCAUAUAACGCAUCGCAACGGUGCCUCGGUGCAGUUGAAAACAUUGCCGCUCUAGCCGAGUUCGCUUCCACAAAUGGAUACCUGGCGAGGUUGGGGCCGCCGUUCGCAUUUAGCGUUUGGGUGUCUGCACGCCUGCUGCUCGUGCACGGAUCGACCGUCGAACGCAAACUCUCGCCCCAGAUUGCCUUCUUUGUCGACACACUGCGGGCCUUGGGGGCCUUUUGGCCCGUCGCCCAAAGAUACUGCAACUUACUACAGAGAGUCCUGGACGAGCAUAGGGACAGUGAGCAAAAGGGCGACGGAAUUACGCCAAGCUCGGUCAGAAUUUUGGCAGAUAUGAGGCGUACCGCGUUUGACCUAGACUUUCUCAUCUCACGCCAACCACGGCACGGAUCACACACGACGAGCGGCGUUCCAAGCGCUACGCCAUCGAGAGCUCCAGCAGCGAACGAGUUAGAGUAUCUCGACGUGUUUGACUUCUUCAACGUCCCACGUCUGCCUCUUUCGGGGGACGCCUUGGUCUUGUCCAGCGAGGCGGUGGCGCUACCAGAAUUGCACACGACCAAUAGCGCCAACCCGCAAGCUGGCAUAGCUACCGAUUUUAACAUAACAAACUUUAUGAUGGACGUAAAUAGCGACUGGUUCAAGCAGGAAGGUGAACCAUUCUUGACACAAGCUUGA
Messenger RNA from Cordyceps militaris CM01, 2331 nucleotides. Its product is annotated as C6 transcription factor, putative. The record is from RefSeq and is a predicted model, not a curated record. Gene Ontology annotation, biological process: regulation of DNA-templated transcription; DNA-templated transcription. The transcript is spliced from 3 exons. Lineage: Eukaryota; Fungi; Ascomycota; Sordariomycetes; Hypocreales; Cordycipitaceae. Gene Ontology annotation, molecular function: DNA-binding transcription factor activity, RNA polymerase II-specific; DNA binding; zinc ion binding. The coding region runs from base 1 to 2331 and encodes 776 amino acids. Gene Ontology annotation, cellular component: nucleus.